AUGUCGGAUUCUGCUCCGCUUAAUCCUGCAGGUAUACCUAUCCCGGAAGACGGAGCUAGUAGCCUGAGUAUGUCCUUUGAUGGUAAUGCUCCAGGUGACGAGGCUCCUCCCCGGGACAGUGAACCUCCUUUGACCACCAAUGCCCUGAGGAUACAUGACAUGCGUCUCUUCCAGAGAGGUGCGGUUUCGGAAGCUGCUGCCCCCACAGGUUCACUUCAGACCUUUAAUCCGACAGCACCGAGUUUCUCUAUGCCGAACUCCGCGACGAUGAACAGCUUAAUGAUUGGCGAACAAAGACUCAUGCAGAACCAAGCUAACGUAAGCCAGACGUUCAUUCAGAAUGAUAGAUCACCUCUGAUUGAACAGAUUGCUGAGCAUCGCCAUAACCAGAUCCUUGGUCAGAUCACGAACAGUUUUCAGGAGCAGAUGCUAUCUAUGGGUAGCCAUGUCAUGUCCGGAGUGUCGAAACUAAGAGUUGAACUUGCUCAGGCCGAAACAAGGCUUGGAGAAGAGGAACAGCAAGCCAGAGCCAGAUUCUCAACAGGCCAAACUCAAUUGGAAUCGCAGGCCCUUGAGAUAAACAUGGCUCGCGGUGAAGCUCAUGCCUUGGCUGAAAAAUUGAGAUCUGCAGAAUCGCACGCAGAUUUGUCAUAUGCUAGGCUCCAGGAGCAACUCCACCUAGCGGAAGCUAAGGCCAUGAGCAAUGCUGAUCUCAUGAACUCUGAGCUUGACAGUGUACGCGUUUCUGCUGCCCAGGCAACAAAUGCAGUGCAGGCUUCAUCUGAGGUUGAGAUCAAUCGCCUCUCUGCUGAGGUCCGAGACUUCAGAGUAGUCGUUAGUCAGGAGUCCGAGAAGCGGAAAGCAGCUGAGAGAGAGAACGCUGAGCUCAAAUUGCAGCUCAGCAAGGCAAUUGCCGCUCUUGAGGCUCAUGCCAACGCCUCGAGCUCUGUGCCCACUGUGCCCCCGGGACUUGUUCCGACGAUUCCUAUCAACACGCCUCCGCAGGAUGGCAUGGGACCAAGGAGUAGCAAGAAGUCGGGGGAUGACAAGGAUACUGAGGAUGAAGGUAGCAAGAACAAGUCCAAAGAAGCCGAAAAGAUCGUCUUUCCUAAGUUUCCUACACCCGAGCAGCAGAUCCUGUUUCUCUUGCACAAGUACUUUGCUACCAAUGCUUUGCACAAUUCUGUUUAUGAUAUGGAAGACUUGUUGUCAGUCACCAUGACUAACGAGAAUUUGGUGACAUUCAUCAGGCGCCCCUCAGGUGCCUGCCAUGCCAGCACCCCAGAAGGUGCCAUCCGGGCGCCCUCGCACACCCACACCCGGCAGAGGCCGUGGUCCGCGCAGUCCCUCGAGGUCGCUGUGACCGUGGAGACAAAUGCACCUUCCUGCAUACGGGAAAGCCAGGUGCUGCGGCUCCGUCCGGAGGAUUCAAAGGGCAGUAAGAACUCCAAGGGUUCUAAUGGCUCGCGGAAGUCUGGGGGCUCAGGUCGCAAGAAGGGCAGUGGUCAUUCCAUUCCUACUGCGGUUUGCCUUUUAGGAGCAAUGAUGGCAGGCACGGCUCACCAUGCCGAUGCUUACACUCUCCGGAAGGAUGAGUCGUGUUGGCCCUCUCAUUAUUCCGAGUUUACACACCUGGCGCUUGCAGCGGUGUCAUUCGAUGACAGCCCUGACUAUAUCAACUUCCCUCUUAGAGAUGGAGAGUUGAAGUACUCUGUUGAAUACCCCAAACGUACCUUCACAAGUAGCUGGUCUACUGAGGACGUUCCAUCGGGCAACGCACAAUCCACCAAGGAUGCGCUCAUGGCAGCAAGGAUGCUACGCGCAUCUGUGCGGAGCAGUCUCGAUGGUGUGCCUGCAAAGUGCAACUUCUGUUGUGAUACCGAGUUUGGUUGCGACCACUGCAUUCCAAAGGGUCUAAGGGUUACGUGCCCCGCCAAACCAGAUGCAGCGUUAUGUUCUCAUCCCAUGGAAUGGAUAGGGGAUACAGGGAGUGCUCAAGAUCUCAUCUCCGAGCGGGAGCUCGCGGAUCUGGUUCCAUUUGAAUCAGACUGCCCAAUCAACAUCUCUACUGCGAAUGGUCCGGGCUAUGCCAACAGGCAAUGCGAGGUGGGGGUUCCCUCCAUCAAUAGCGUUGCCAAGCCAUAUGUGUUGCCCAACACUCCGAGCGUUCUUUCGGUUGGUCAGAGAUGCAUGGAGCAAGGGUAUGAUUUCAUUUGGAAAGGAUUUCAGAGACCAUACUUCAAAGUUCCUGGCAGUGGGAAGGUUUACCUUGAUGUACGGGAUAAUGUUCCAUACCUCAAAUCAUGGAAAGAAGGAACUGCGUGCCCUGCAAGAAGGAUCGCCGCAUCAUCAGGCGGGAGCCGUACGGACCCCGAGAUCGUGGCGAAAGAGCUUCUCCAGAAUCAGGACUUUUCGCAUCGGUCGUGCUUGAAAUUACUCAAAGAAUCAACUUUCAAACAGCCCAAGAGCCGUCGCAGUGCGAUCCGCGUCAAAGAUGACCGCGACUCAAAAUAUCUCGUGUUUGGAGCGUUUUCUCAUGGGGGAAUGCAAGGGAUCACAAAACGAUCCAAGUCCUACCCCAAAGUCAUUCAGUAUCUCCUGGGAUAUCUUAGGAAGCAUGGCGUUGAUGGGCCGGUGACGUCCUUAGCUGUGAAUUGUAAUUCCGAUGUCAAGAUGCACAAGGAUGUGAACAAUCAUCGUGACCACGACAAUUUCACAAUCUCGCUUGGAGACUUCACAGGCGGGCAGUUGUGGGUUCAUGAUAACUGCCUCGAGAAGAACCAACGUGACACUGAGGUGAUGACCUCUCCUUCGGGAGAUUCAAUGGUAGGGAAGUUGUGGGAUUCAAGAGAGAAUGUUGUGACGUUCAAUCCCAAAUCCUAUCAUUGCGUCACUCCCUGGAAAGGUGAGAGGUGGAGCAUCACGGCCUAUGUCAACCGAGCUAUCCAUAAACUUAGCCCAGAUGAGAUUACCAAAUUGAAAGAGUAUGGGUUCCUUGUUCCGCGGAGGAGCGUUGAGGUUCCUGCUGCUCCUGUCGAGAUUGAUGAAGAGAUGACACUACAUGAUCUAGCAAUGAUGGACUUGCCCAAGAGCUCUCCAGAUCGUGAGGAAGCCUCGUACCUGCUGAACCGAGCGAUUCGCCUCCUCAUCCUGAAGGACGAGUGCAUUGCCGCGUUGCAGCAUUUUGUUUCCUCCUCUGACGAGGCCUAUCAGUUUCAUGUUCCCAACGGAGAGUUUGUUUUUCCCAUGCGUGAAAGGUACGAAAAGGUCCAGCAAGGUCUUGCUACUGAUGCUUUAGAAGGCCCAGUGUCACAAUCGCUGACGAACCAAGAUGCCGAGCCUGCUCUUGAGCAGGACUCCGUUGACGCCGACCGGAAGGAUGAACCCUCGUUGGUCAUUGAUCCAAAGAGUGGGAAAAUGAUUCCCAUUCCGGAAGGGGGUGGUUACUACGACUCGGGGGGUACCCUGGGACGUAGAUAUGGCGGGACCAGAGGUUCCAGAAAGCCAGAUAGUAUUCCAUCUGAUCUUUGGGUUCGGUUGUCUAAGAAGCAGAAAGACAAAGCGAUUGAAGACGAAGUCCGGGAGAAUGCUCUCAGAGAACUCGAGUCUGGUGGUGGUGGUUCAUCAAGCAGCAGCGGCAAGCCUGCCGCAGUGGCGAAUGCUUCCAAGGAUGAAUGGGUCAUCCGGGGGGACAAGUUGAUCAGGUUCCAUUACAUUCCCAGAAAGGAGUUGUUUUCGCCUGACCUCACCGAUUGCCCUGUUCCAAUUGCCUCUCUCGGAAGGGAUAGAGUCACCAAGAUCAUGCCGCUAGGCGGUACAGAGAUUAUCCCCGACGCAGAUGAAUGGCGCAACGUUAGGAGGCGUAAUAAGAAGUUGUCAUACAAAUGGAUUGGUAGAACCGAGUUUAGUGUAAUUGCACGUCCCGAUUCUUCUGGUCAAGCAACUGUUGGGUCCCAGGACUUCCCAUGCAUGCCUACUGUUCCAACUGCUGAAGAUCCGCAUAGAACCAAAGUUGCCCGCGCAUUCCCUGAAACGUUUCAGGAAAUCACUGAGGCCAUUGCCAUGGUUGCUAGGCCAGUGGGCAAAAAGGAACUCAUGACGGAUUCAGACGCUCAAGCGUCAUUGGAUAUGGAAUGGGAUAAACUCAUCAAGAAGAAGGCCUGGGAUAUGUCAACUGUCAGAGAGUGGGAUGACGUGUCAAAAGAAGCUGCUAAGAAGGGUAAGAAAGCCCAUGUAGGCAAGAUCUUUGAAAUCUGCGUUGAAAAAGGUAGCGAGCUUCCCAAAGGAAACCCCUUACGGAAGUUCAAGGGUCGAACCGUCUUUCAGGGUAAUAAUGUCAGAGAUGAGAACAACGACACUGCUCUCUUUAGCGAGCUGGGCUCCAGUCCAGCUACCAUGGAGGCAGGGAAGGUUCUCGACGCCUAUGGCCAUGCCCCAAACCAUGGGGUAGAACAAGCAGAUGGCAAACAGGCGUACACUCAGACAACCCUUAAAGGAGCAGACACUUGGGUACGCCUCCCGCGGGAGCGGUGGCCUAAAGAGUGGAUAGGGAAAUAUAAAGAUCCCGUUGUGCGUUUGAGGUUGGCCCUCUACGGGCACCCAGAUAGCGGCGGCUUCUGGGAGCAACAUUGCGAGAAACGACUCAAGGAGGUAGGAUUUGAGCUUGUCUACCCAGCGGCGUGGCCCUCAGUAUUCUUUCACCCGACACUUAGGCUCUUGUUAGCAGUGUACGUGGAUGACUUCAAGAUGGCCGGGCCUAAAGAGAACCUUGCCAAAGGCUGGGAACUCAUUGGCUCCCGCAUCGAUAUGGUCCCAUUCAAACCUCGCGCGGCGGAAGCCCUCGCCCUCGACCUCGGGUCGCACAGGCUCACCGUGGCUGCUCCUCUAGGCAAAGAGGACUCGCCAACCGAGACGUGGGAAGAGCGGAAGGCUCGCAUCGAGGACUUCAAGCUUGCCUUGCAGGACUCUACCCUGGGGGGUUGGAUCGAUGUGCUCUACCGAUAUGCACAGGAGGAGCUUGAGGCGCUGAAUGAGUGGCCGACAAAGCAACGGCUUCGCGUGGAGAAGGCUGUUCGCAAUCUGAGGCUGCUCCUCGCGAGGCAUGAUGUGUGUGGGAUCACCGUUCUCACAGGAGACCAUCAUUCUGAAGUGUUUCCCACAGGACCUGAGUACGGUCUCUGCAUGGAACAGCACGCUGACGCGAUGCUUGCCCUUGGCAUCAACAUUGUCGAUCCGAUCGAAAUGUAUGGCCAUACUAGCAAGCCUGACGACUUCCACGCUGAUGCGUCGGACAGGAACAAACAGGUCAUGGUCCCAUGGCAUUGUUCACUGCUCCGUGGUGUUUUUGUCAAUCAUCAGCUUAUGAAGGUUCGUGAUCAGUUGGUCGCCAACCAAAGGGAUGUGGUGUUUCACAACCACUUUUUGAUGGGGAAGGCGGAACCCUUCUUGACGGUGCCACCUGCGUCGGCGCAGCUCAUCCACAAGCCGAUCGAAGAUCCAAACCCACCUCAGGCGAGGGAGGCUGAAGAGGAGAUCGUCCUUUCUGGCCCACUCCUGGGGGAGAUGGAAGAGCCGAGCAUGAUGCAGGUUCCCGAGGUCCCGAAUGCUCAGGAAGAAAUUUCUGACUUGGACUUUGCUCGCCUUGAUACGAGACCUGGGGCCGGCUGCGUCGUGGAAGGUGCCGAAUCCGCACUCCUCAACGUCAUCACAGAGGACAUCAUCAAGGCCACCUUCGAGGCCGUGAAGGACGCCACCGAAGAGGAGCUCAAGCAGGCCGCCGUUGAGGCACAGGUCGUUAAUCUCGACGACUUUGUGGAGGCGGAAGAGCUCCCGGCGGAAGCCAAGGGAAGGGAGACGUACGUCGCCCAACCGGGCAGGAUCGAGGGAGCCGCUUCCUCGGCCGAUGUCCGGCCCCCGGCUGGUCCCACGGCCGCAAUGGAGGAGUCAGAGGAUGAGGUCGUCAUCAUGGACGCCCCUCUGACGAGUGAGGCCACGAUUCAGAAGCCAUUUACGCCGGCUGCUAAGCCAAAGCCGCCUGCGCUUCCGAGGUGGAUGACGGCCGAUCAGCUCCCGCCUUUGCCAGACGACUACCGCUGGCUGACGCCGGGCGCACGCGUAGCACUCAGCAAGAAGAUCAGUUUCCUGACGCGAGGCUUCGCGGAGAUUCGCGCGCCGCACCUCCAUGUGAAAGCGGCAGAGGAUCACUCCCUUAGAUGGGACGAGUUCUUCGAGAAACUAUCCCAGAUGUGGAGGGGGCUAAGGGUGGAAAACGUGGUAGACGCGUUGCUACACAACGACAAGCUCCGUUUCGAGAUCAAGGUGAACUUUGGUCUCAACAAGCUCGUCGUCUUCCACGCCAUCCGAGCCAUCCAGGGGCAUAAUGCAACCCUCCUCUCUGACGAGACGGACCUCAAUGACACGCAUGCAGCGGUCUACCACUUAGCCGAAUCCUGGUUUCCGACAUUGAAGGAUCGGCCCCCGGUGGGAACUGAGGGAAUCAAAUCGGAGAUGUGGACGGAGAUGAAAGAUUUCCUCGCCGGGCGGGAGCCAGGGCCAAUUUACGAGGAGCAUGUACUCCGGAGGUGGCAGAGCAAGAGCCCCAUGCCGGGAUGCUACAUUGACUUCCUCUGCUCGGAGGCGGAAGACCUCUCGUUCGAUGAGUACAAGCACAUCUGCAACAACAUGCAUUCCCCCUUUCAGAUCGCGGAGGAUGAAAAUAUCACCGUCAACGGGGAGGCCAUCAACGCAGAAGACGUUACCUUUCACACAGAGGCAAAGCCCCAAUAUGUGGGUAACGCUCGAUGGGGCUCCCGUCUGAAGACGUGGUACUCCGCGCUGGGGCGCAGGACGGAUGUGAGAUACCGAUCGAAGCUUGAGCAUUACGUAAUUCAAGAGUUCGUGGAUUUUCCCACUCUCAGAUGCGGCUCAUGCAAUCGGGACUUCGUCGACGGGAUGAUCAAUUGCCCAUGGUGUUCGGUCCGUAUUUCUGCCGAGAGCGAUAUGGCACACGUCACAGAAACCAAAAGGGCGCGCGAUGAAGCCAGCCGAAGGGGAACGGGGAUUGAUCUCCUCGCUAUCGCCCCCCGGAAGGGGUUGGCCAUGAAUCGACAUCGCGUCCGUCAGGGUCGUGACGAUGAUGACAUCAGUCUCCCGGCGGCAGUCAGAGGAAAGUGUUUGGCCAUGAAGAAGAGUCUCGCAAAGCGGGGUGGAGGUGAUCACUUGCUGGAGCUUCUCGACGAGCCCCUCGAUGCGUACAACUACGUGUCAAAAGGCAUUGACAUCGGAAGUCUCGCCCAGCUUGAGUUGUUUACGCGCCUUCACAAUCCCGCACCCGGAGGGGAUGCGCGUGGUCGCAAAGAGUUUGCAGGGAGCCACAAUGCUGACGCUCGCCUUAGCAUCGCCUGGAUGCCUGGUGACACCGAGAUCGUCUUGAACCGAGCGUUUUUCAUCGCGUUCUCUUCCAGGCUUUACAUCCUUGACGAGGCGGCCAUGCUCAUCUAUGCCACACAGCAGACGUACUUCGGCCAAAGGUUUCCUUUUUCGAUCCUCGGUUUUGAUGGCGAGAUCUACACUCCGGAGCCAGCCUCGGUCACAGAGCUUGCAGCACAGUUGGCAGAAUUCUUCAAAGUCCAACUUGGCUUCGCCGGGACCUACGAUGAUCCGGCACCCACUGAGGUAACCAUGUCAGGGAAUCUUCGCAUCCCGGAAGGGUUUGCCUCUAUGGGCCAGACGCAACUCAAUGAAGUCCUGCGCGAUACCCGCUUCUACGACAGACGUCUUGCCAGGACUGUCUAUGAUCCGGAAUGGGUCAGAGACCCGAUCAUCAUCGGCAUAUGGUGCCAAUCGUGGAAGAUCACCGAGGAGGACUGGUUCCUAUGUAGAGCCAACCAGCAAGGCAACGCCGCCAAGACUGCGCUCCGCCACACCAAGACCUCCAGCUGCGAGACGUCAGUCGAGCCAGCAAGAUCAGCCCGCUGCCUCACGCAGCUGGAUGAGCUUACGCAGCUGCUCGAGAGACCGCUUGGCAUCACCUUUCCCUACGACGUCGAUGGUGAGGAGAUCAACGGGCGGGAGCCACGUCAUCCCAGAUUCAACCGCCUUGAAGCUUAUUACUGGGCAAUGCUUUAUGCACGCGACCAGCACUAUAUCCAGGAAGAGGAGGUCGUGAACUGCAUUCCAUCCUUCGGGCAGCUCAAUCGGGUGGUCGUAUAUGAUUACGAGAACGUGAUCUGGUACCUCAACGGCUGGGAGCACAAAGUCACCGACCCUUUCACAGGUGAAACCACUCGCCGUUACUGA
This is a messenger RNA of Symbiodinium natans, 8298 nucleotides long. Lineage: Eukaryota; Dinophyceae; Suessiales; Symbiodiniaceae. The record is from the annotation of a GenBank genome assembly.